AUGGCGAUGAUCAAUAUUACUCUUAGUCCGUCAAGUGCCCCAAUGUUGCCGUGUGUGGGUGAGGAAAGUGGAAGUAACGGGCCUCGUGUUGGACCAAAAUCGAGAGCAGACCAGUCAGCACACCCCUCCUCUUCUGUGGAGGCACCUAGAAUGCAUUCCUUACCUGGAGCAGGACCACAGACAGGACAAAGCCGAGUUGUGAGCACGUUGCCGAACCAAGCGCUAUUAGCUGGAAGCCAAGAGAGAGGAGAUUUCUUACCUGGAGCAGGACCACAGACAGGACAAAGCCGAGUUGUGAGCAAGUUGCCGAACCAAGCGCUAUUAGCUGGAAGCCAAGAGAGAGGAGAGUUUGGGACUGAGUCUAGUCUUCAUGGGGGUUCAUUCGACGUAUGGACUAAUCGUGGUUACUAUUUUCAAGUCCGUCAAGUGCCCCAAUGUUGCCGUGUGUGGGUGAGGAAAGUGGAAGUAACGGGCCUCGUGUUGGACCAAAAUCGAGAGCAGACCAGUCAGCACACCCCUCCUCUUCUGUGGAGGCACCUAGAAUGCGUGAGCUCUGCAUAUGUUCUAUUAGCUGACAGGACUGAGGAAUCAUCGGGUGGACGUAUCAAAGUUUUCAAGAAGAAGCGUGACGAAAUAUCACAUUUCGAACCUCAUGGAAUAUCAUGUAGGAAAAGGAGAUUGGAAGAAAGUGUAUACGAUUUUGACGAAGGAGAUGAAAAUAUGCUGGCAGAAGAGCCGAAGAAGAAAACUUCUUCUAAUCGCAGAUCACUAAUUCGUAAUCAUGAACCAAGAAGAGAUUUCUUACCUGGAGCAGGACCACAGACAGGACAAAGCCGAGUUGUGAGCAAGUUGCCGAACCAAGCGCUAUUAGCUGGAAGCCAAGAGAGAGGAGGCGAUGGUUGUGGCAACGUUAAACCCGAAGUUUGCACUACCAAUGGAUUGCAUCAGCGAAGACGUGUGAACAGUGUAGUGGAGAACAUCGAUGGAUGA
Rodentolepis nana is the source of this 990-nucleotide messenger RNA. Lineage: Eukaryota; Metazoa; Platyhelminthes; Cestoda; Cyclophyllidea; Hymenolepididae. The record is from the annotation of a GenBank genome assembly.